AUGACUCGUGUCAAGCUCCUGCUGCUGGCAGGCGAUUACGUCGAGGACUACGAAAUCAUGGUGCCCUUUCAAGCGCUCCAGAUGGUGGGCUUCCAGGUGGACGCCGUGUGUCCCGGCAAGAAGGCCGGCGACAUGUGCCGCACCGCGGUGCACGAAUUUGAGGCAAGAGGAGACCAGACGUACAGCGAGAAGCCGGGGCACAACUUUGUGCUGAAUGCCGACUUUGAUGCCGCCAAGCCGGAGAGCUACGACGGGCUGGUGAUUCCGGGCGGGCGCGCGCCCGAGUACCUGCGGCUCAACCCUCGUGUGAUCGAGAUAGUCAAGCACUUCAUGGCGGCCAAGAAGCCGGUGGCAUGCAUCUGCCACGGAGCACAGCUGCUGGCGGCGGCGGGCUGCGUCAGCGGCCGCACCUGCACCGCCUACCCGGCCUGCGGACCCGAGGUGACUGCCGGCGGGGGCAACCACCGGGAUGUGGGUGUGGAGGAAGUGGUGAUUGACGGCAACCUGGUCACGGCGGCAGCGUGGCCGGCCCACCCCAAGUGGCUGGCUGCCUUUGUGGAUGUGCUGGGGUACAAGGUGGUUCACAAGGAGACGGGGGCGCGGGUGUUUGUGCCGCACCACGCCUGA
Messenger RNA from Chlorella variabilis, 627 nucleotides. RefSeq lists its product as hypothetical. The record is from RefSeq and is a predicted model, not a curated record. Bases 1 to 627 code for a protein of 208 amino acids. The transcript is spliced from 8 exons. Lineage: Eukaryota; Viridiplantae; Chlorophyta; Trebouxiophyceae; Chlorellales; Chlorellaceae.